CUUCUACGAGUACGACUCUACUUGACCUGUUAUUCCCCUCCAACCUGCGCUGCUUGCACUACAGAGCCGAAUUCGUAGCUGAGGUGGCGUAUCUGUUCUCCAUUUCAAAGGAAACGCUCAUCCACCGAGCGAGGGUGUCUGAAGGGUCGACUGGCCUAGCUUUCUCCUUGUCAUGUUCUACUAGACGCCUCAUUCUCCUACAGAAACAUCUCUCUAAUGAUUGCUCCGCUUGACUUGCACGACAACAAUGACUCUGGAUUCUCCUCGAUGCUGCCCGAGCUGGCUGAAGUAUGUCCGACCCUCUUCUCCGCAGAGGAGUCCGCUCAUUUCGAAACUGAGAUCUCGAUGGAUCCUGUAGCCGGCUCUGUGCCCGGUUCUCCCUCUCCCUCGUUUCCGAGAACGGGAACUGAUACGCUCUCCCCCAAUGUCUUGUCGCCCUCUUCAGCAUCUAGCCCAUUGCCUGCUCUGGAUGCCCAUGGUGAAGCAGCCACCUCCGGAUUACAGUUCGAUGAUGUACCUGCUGACAUAGCUGCCGCUGACAUCUAUAUUGCGCCUGACGGAACGUUCAUCGAGACCUCCUCCGGUGCUGCUGCGCGAUGGCUUAAGAAACGUUAUGAUCAGUACCUCGGCGUCGGCAAGGACGUCCGUUCGCCAUACGCCAUCACCGCGUUCAUCAAUCAACACGGGAAGGAGAUGUUUCGGGUCGGUGCCAGAGAUCUUUCUGCUCCGGCCGCGGCUGCUGAGGAGAUUGAGAGACGUACUAACGGGCACGAGGCCUCUACUCAUCCUCCUCACCUUCCGCCGCAUGUGUUCUCCGCACAGGUUAGGCGACGUUCUCGCAUGAGCGUCCACUCAUUUCUCCCCUCCGCGGUCUUCAAGAGCACUGGCAUGCCCGUGAUCGUUCCUGUAGCGCUAGAUGGUAGUCGCUCUCCUCCCCUCAGGAAGCUCAGGAAGACACGCUCAAUACCGAACAUUGGCGGUGGUUCCGAUGUGUCUCCUCACGUCGCUCACCGUACUUCAACUGGUCGACCACAUGCGCAUAGCGUGUCAAGUGCUGAUAUUUUCUCCCCUCCCAUGUCCACGCCCAAUUCCAAAGCUGUGGAGCCUGGUAGGGAUAUCUUCGCGGAUGUCAUGCUCUGGCGCACGCUUUCGGCGUCUCCUUCAACGUCCAGCUCUGUGCUGCCUCCCUCGAGCGGUGUCCAAUCUGCAGGUAAUGGGAGUACGAGCGAGCAGAAUGGAGCCGAGGAACAACAUAUCAUUAUGCACCCAUUCGGCCUUGGUGUCUGCUUUGACUCACCGUCGUGGCGCGCGACUCCUCGGUCUGAUUCCUCUCCUACGUUGCGUGAGAUGCAGUCUUUCGAGUCUGGCCUAACUGCACGAGCAGAUCAGCGGUCUACUCCAGCAGGUGACGGUACACCUCGGAUUGCUGAUCGACCUGACAAGCCUGAUCGGCAGCCACCAAAUACUGAUGCCCUACCAUCAACUUCCUUCAUCCCUCACCUAGGAGCACACCGUGCGAGCGCGCCGUCAGAGGAGACGAGCAUGCACUCACGGUAUUCAACAGAGGUCUUCGAGGUCCUGCAGACCUCCCGAGGUUUACCUGUCUUGGAGCGACUGUCGCCAACGUCUCAUCAAACGACCAUCAAGCUGUCGCUGAAAUCAGACGACAGCGCGGCUCCUCGCGAUGAUCCUCGUUUCGUUAUAUGGGGAGAAGUAGAGCCGGAUGAAACCGAUGAACCGAUGCGGACUAGUACGCGUUGUCUGCCAUCUAGACAAUCUCGCAAGAAUGGGAUGUCAAGAGCGACGUUCGCAAUGAGCCGAUCAGAAUCAUCAUCGGACCAAGCUACAGAAGGGCCUACCAGGAUGCUCGUCGCAGCGACGAUCGAGAGGUGGAUCGCUCAGCUCACAAGUGAUCUGAACUAUGACGAGCUGCUCGCUUUUUUCCUCACGUACCGGACUUACGUCUCUGCUUUGGACUUGGGCCAUCUUCUGAUCUGUAGAUUCCACUGGGCACUGGGCGAGCCGAAGAAUGCCCGUGAUGAGAUGGUUCGCCGCAUUGUGCGUGUCCGUACGUUCACUGCGAUGCGUUAUUGGGCGGUGACCUUCUUUGAUGCCGACUUUGUCCCAAAUCGGGAGUUGCGCAUCCUAUCUGCUAACUGGCUUAAUUCCUUGAGACGAGAUCCGAUUCUGCAAAGGCACAAGGAUGCGUUUAAAAUUGUUCGGCAACUCCGCAAGGUGUUCUUGGAAUGCAAGGAUGCUCAUCUCCGCAGGAACACGAAACAAGCAGGGCAAGUCCGCAACGCAGAUCGAACUGGCAACCGAGUGCCCGCCGUUGACUCAUCAUCCCAUGCCCACUCGCUUGACAUGACGGGACGGUCGUCCGAGGGCAACGCAGAUGAUUCCGAUAUAGACUUGGACUUCGAUGAUGGAUACGGUGGCACUGAACAUAGUUUAGGUGUCAACGCGCCUUCGUCUAGCCGGAAUACCUCUGGUCCGCUUGAUCUCGCUAUGCUCCGUCAGCCCCUCCAUCUUACAUUCCUUCAGUAUGGAAAGAAGAGCUCGAUAUCCGCCCUAUCCGCCGAGGUGCCUCCUCCGAUCCUCCUCCCGGUGCCACACAGCACGUUAUCCCGCGUUCUGGUAAACACAAUCGGUCGGCUUGGGCGGUGGAAGCGCGUACUCAAUCCACGAUCGCCUGGUCGGGCAGUCAUGAACCCAUGUGUUGAUGUUUCUGCCUUCGAUGUGGAGGCUAGCGAAACUGGCGACCUGCUUUUGGUUCGUGGAGGCGUUGAGCAGUACUUAAGGAUGGUUGAGAAUCAGUUCUCGCAAGCUACAUUGGUUGAUGGACACCAUUCACUCGGAUUUCCCUCUGUCGCGACACACACUCAAGCUGACUCAAACCCGCCCAAUGAUGAUUCACAGCUACAAUUAGAUUCGAAUGUUCGUGCCGAUCCUGGUGAAGAAUUGCAACAUCCAGAUGAAGACUCUGCCCCCGCAUCGACGUUACCCUCUCGGCCCAUUUCUACUUCAACUCUCUUCGUCGAUAAUAUUGAGACCUCUACCACACCCGCUCCUAAUAACGAAUCUUCCUUACUCAAACAGCAACUGGACGUCAUAUCGAUCGAUGAAAUGGAUCUAUCCGACCUCUCAUCAGAGGAAGAUGCCGGACUCGCCUCUCCUCCCGGCCUCAGGAAAUUACCUCGACGACUGCCUACCAGGCGUGAUUUUGAAUUUGUCCGCCAUUCCGUCGAUAGCGUCUCUUCGAUGGGUAUUCGCUCCCGGGAGUCUUUCAUGUCUACCGGGUCGACUACAUCUGUGGGACCUGAUGUGGGUACUGCCAUCCAACAAUGGCAGAUGAACGCACUCGUAGAAUCAUUAAGCGAUGAUGAAGGAACAGGGGAUGUUGAGGCUGCACUUCGUCGCCUGGAAGGACAGAUCAGUGAAGAGCAUCAACGUGCGAAACAGUCGAAAGUUGACAGAUGGGUUCGGGCGAUACGGCAGCGUGGCGCUGCUGGUCGUGCAAGCCCUGAUCCCUCCGACCACUCGUCCGAUGAGGAUUAUGGAGAGCUUCGUCAUUCCUCGCAAUUUGGGGCACCGGAGGAUGGCACAUACCAAUUUACCGAUACUUCUUCCCUCAGCGAGAGCAACGGUGCUGACGUCCCCGUAUGUUCUAUGGAGUAUGUCGAGGUCGAAUCGACCGCUCCUCUCGCGCAAGAAGCAGCUGACAAUGUUCACUCUCCGGUCGCCAGUCCGGGCUCUGCGAGUCCUGUGACGGACACAAGGCCUGCUGUAGAGGACGCUGUCCCGCUUGAGAUUUUGCAGAGCAGAGUCGAUUGUGGGCUGCUGCCAAACUCGAACGCUAACAACAUGCCGCGUCCGAUCGCGGUAAGCGACACGUCAAGCCUUGCGCACAUUCUGCUGCCCGAGAACGUCAAACGGCAUUACUCGUUUGUGCUGAACUACCGCGCAGAGACACUUAUACAACAUUUCUGCAUGAUCGACCGCGAAUUGUUCCUGAACAUUCGCUUUGAGGAGCUGGUCUCGCCGCAUUUUGUAGGUCCUGCACAUGACACGAAUGUCCUUGACUGGGCGCACUUUUUGAGGGAGCGAGCUCGUCUAAAAGCGGAGGGUCGGGUUGGAUAUCAAACGGCGUCCCUGACUGUCGUACGUGGACGAUUUAAUCUGACAGCCAACUUUGUGCUGUCGGAGAUCGUGCUCACGCACCCGAGCGAGCGGAUACGCGUCAUAACGAAGUUUAUACGCCUAGCUUGGAAAGCAUACGAGUUGAAGAACUUCAACAUGCUGGUAGCUUUGGUAGCUGGACUGCGGAGUCAUUGGGUCCAGAAGGCCAUGAGGCAAUCUCCAGAUCGAUUGCGAGUUAAUGACCAGCGCAUUCUCAAUGACCUUACGAGUUGGACGUCCAAGACCGGUCACUUCAUGUACAUUCGACAAACGGUGGAAGCUUUGGCCGAGGCGAAGCCCAUCGAGGUACGAUCACGAGACGCAUCUGUGGCCAGUACAGAUAGACAGCCUGCAAGAAGCAGAGCUGUCCCGGAAAACAAGCCCUCCUCUCCUCCGGCUUGUGUGCCCUUCUUCGGUGUCUACCUUUCUCAGUUGCAACUCUACACCCAUCUGCCUGACUUGAUUGAUCCCACGGCACCACACGAGCCUGUGGGUAUUGAUCCCAUCACGAAUACCUUUGAUGCCCCCGCACACCCAGAAGUGUUCUCAACUCUUGCGCCACUGCCUCCCUCGAUGCAACUGGAGCCGCUGAUCAACGUGCACAAGCAACGGCUCAUCGCCAGCGUCGUCAAGUCGUUCGUCGCCGCCCAGCACCUCGCGUCGAGAGUGCAGUAUCCGCUGGAGAAGAAACUCUUCCAGAAAUGCCUCAAGCUUCGCGGACUGGAUACGGACACGCUGGAACGCGCACUCGCCCUGUAUGCUGAUAUGAAAUGACUGAUCUUUCACGCCCACAUACGAUUUCCCAUGCUAUUAGAGUGUAUGCCUAACGUCGGUUAUGCCAUCUACGAUUGGAUGUCGAUAUCACUGUUGUCAUGCUUUUCCGUUUGUACUCUUCAAAUUCGCUUACCUCUGUAUUGUAUGGGACAGGAGGUGCGUAGCGUGACCUCGCGUAAUAGGAUUUGGUGAAGCAAGGCGGUUGUUACCCGUGC
Molecule: messenger RNA, 5168 nt
Organism: Laetiporus sulphureus 93-53
Lineage: Eukaryota; Fungi; Basidiomycota; Agaricomycetes; Polyporales; Laetiporaceae
Product: ras GEF
Exons: 6
Coding region: 217-4953 (1578 amino acids)
Biological process (GO): Ras protein signal transduction; positive regulation of GTPase activity
Cellular component (GO): plasma membrane
Molecular function (GO): guanyl-nucleotide exchange factor activity
Source: RefSeq, a predicted model, not a curated record